This is a messenger RNA of Phyllostomus hastatus (greater spear-nosed bat), 4167 nucleotides long. RefSeq names its product ribosomal protein S6 kinase C1 (gene RPS6KC1). Gene Ontology annotation, molecular function: ATP binding; protein kinase activity; phosphatidylinositol binding. The transcript is spliced from 15 exons. Gene Ontology annotation, biological process: protein phosphorylation. The coding region runs from base 132 to 3311 and encodes 1059 amino acids. The record is from RefSeq and is a predicted model, not a curated record. Gene Ontology annotation, cellular component: early endosome. NCBI's taxonomy places the organism in Eukaryota, Metazoa, Chordata, Mammalia, Chiroptera, Phyllostomidae.
UGCCGCGGUGGAGCCACCGCCCCCAAGCAGCUGGGCCGCCGCUUCGCCGCCGUUUGGGGACCCCGGAGAGCUUCGGCGCCGGGUUGCCCUGAUGGUCCCCGGCAGGCGGCGGCGGCAGAGGCGGCGAGAGGAUGACCUCUCCCCGGGAGCGGGGUGCCGACCUGGCCCGUUUCUACACUGUCACAGAGCCUCAGCGACACCCAAGGGGCUACACGGUGUAUAAGGUCACCGCCCGGGUUGUUUCACGAAGAAAUCCAGAGGAUGUCCAGGAGAUAAUCAUAUGGAAGAGAUACAGCGACUUUAAGAAACUACACAAAGAACUAUGGCAAAUUCACAAAAACUUAUUCCGACAUUCAGAAUUGUUUCCUCCAUUUGCAAAAGGAAUCGUGUUUGGACGCUUUGACGAGACUGUCAUCGAGGAGAGGAGGCAGUGCGCCGAGGACCUGCUGCAGUUCUCCGCCAACAUUCCCGCGCUGUACAACAGCAAGCAGCUUGCCGAUUUUUUCAAGGGUGGAAUAGUUAGCGAUGGUUCUGAGUUGAUUGGUCCUGUUGAAGCUUAUUCGGAUUCUUUCACUGAUAGCUUUCCCGAGUGCAGUACAGAAGGCUUCUCCAGUGACAGUGACCUGGUGUCUCUCACUGUCGAUGCGGAUUCUCCUGCUGAGUUAGAUGAUGGAAUGGCUUCCAAUCAGAGUUCUCCCACUAGAACUUUUGGUCUCAGUCUUUCUUCGGAUCCUUCAGCACUAGGGGCUGUGGCUCCUGACAGCGAACCGAACAAAACAGAAGAAGAACGGGAAAAUCGUAGCCUCUUUCCUGGCAGUUUAAAAUCCAAGCUUGGCAAGAGAGAUUAUUUGGAGAAAGCAGGAGAAUUAAUAAAGUUGGCUUUAAAAAAGGAAGAAGAAGAUGACUAUGAAGCUGCUUCUGAUUUUUAUAGAAAGGGAGUUGAUUUACUCCUAGAAGGUGUUCAAGGAGAGUCAAGCCCCACCCGGCGAGAAGCUGUGAAGAGAAGAACGGCGGAGUAUCUCAUGCGAGCCGAGAGUCUGUCCAGCUGCUACAGGAAACCUCAGCCGGAUGAUGCAUCUCAGCCUCCAGGAUCACUAAGUUCAAGGCCCCCUUGGAACCUAAGGAGCCCUGCCGAGGAGCUGAAGGCCUUCAGAGUCCUUGGGGUGAUUGACAAGGUUUUACUUGUAAUGGACACAAGGACAGAACAGACAUUCAUUUUAAAAGGUCUCAGGAAAAGCAGUGAAUACAGCAGGAACAGAAAGACCAUCAUCCCCCGCUGCGUGCCCAACAUGGUGUGUCUGCACAAGUACAUCGUUUCCGAGGAGUCAGUGUUUCUUGUGCUGCAGCACGCGGAAGGUGGCAAACUCUGGUCAUAUAUCAGUAAGUUUCUAAACAGAAGCCCUGAAGAAAGCUUUGACAUCGAGGAAGUGGAAGAAUCUGCACUUAGUCAAGUUCCCCUGCGACAGCCGACCCGCAGUCCUCAGGGCAGCAGCAGCUUCGAAUCCAGAGGGAGUGACCAGGGGGCCCUGCUGCAGGUCCUGCCCCUGGAGACCAGUCUGACUCAGAGCUCCCAAGACGGUAGCACCCAAGACGAUGACGGCCAAGAUAGCUCUCCAAAAUGGCCCGAUUCUGGCUCAAGUUCAGAGGAAGAAUGCACUACUAGUUAUUUAACAUUAUGCAAUGAAUAUGGGCAAGAAAAGAUUGAACCCGGGUCCUUGAGUGAGGAGCCUUUCAUGAGGAGCGAAGGAAGUGGUGUUGGUACCAAAGCUGUUGAAGGCGUCCCGACACCCCUUGCGGCUGACAGCGACAGCCUCAGCACUCAGCGGAUAGCUUGCGAGCUGCAACUCUUCCCUGCAGAGGAUGGCCUGGAAGCAGUUAGUUCUCCAAGAACGUUAGAUUCCCUCAGUAGAUCUAAAAACAGCUCCAUGGAGUUCUUUAGGAUAGACAGCAAGGAUAGCACUAGUGAACUCCUAGGACUUGAUUUUGGAGAAAAAAUGUAUAGUCUAAAGUCAGAGCCUUUGAAACCAUUUUUUACACUUUCAGAUGGAGACAGGAGUUUUAAUAUUAGUGAAAGCAGGGUUAUAGCUCAGGAUACCAUUAGCAGAGGCUCAGAUGACUCUGUCCCAGUUAUUUCUUUCAAAGAUGCUGCUUUUGAGGAUGUCAGUGGUCCUGAUGAAGGAAGGCCUGAUCUUCUUGUAAACCUACCUGGGGAACUGGAGCCAACGAAAGAUGGUGCAGCCGUGGGGCCUACUAAGUUUACACAGACUAAUAUGAGCAUAAUGGAAAGCAAACUCUUGGAAGCCCCCGAUGUUUUAUGCCUCAGGCUUAGUGCUGAACAGUGCCAAGCACAAGAAGAAAAAGGCGCAGGGGAAUUGAGUGACCCCUCUGGCCUUCAAUCCCAUGGUGUACCAGAGAAACACUAUGCCCAGGGGGAUCUUGGGAUGCUAUUUGUGGCCGCUGUUGACCCCAGUAGUUCAGGAGACAUGUCCUUGUUACGCAGCUCAGAUCCUAACUUCCAGGGACUUGGAGGGGUUGAGUCGGCAGUGGCCGCAAACAGCAUGGACGAAAGCUUAUUCCUGGUUUCUGACCCACUCUCAGGUGCUAAUGAAUAUGCAAACACAGACACUUUAAAAACUGAAGAAGUAUUGCUGUUUACAGAUCACACCGAUGAUUUGGCCGAAGAGGAAUCGACUUUAUUUCGAAGAGACUCUGUGACUAAGGGAGCAAGUGCGUUAGCACAAGGAGACAAGGAGAUACAUCAGAUUUUUGAGGACCUUGAUAAAAAAUUAGCACUGAACUCCAGGUUUUACAUCCCAGAGGGCUGCAUUCAAAGAUGGGCAGCUGAAAUGGUGGUAGCCCUUGACGCUUUACAUAGAGAGGGGAUUGUGUGCCGCGAUCUGAACCCAAACAACAUCUUAUUGAAUGAUAGAGGACACAUCCAGCUAACGUAUUUCAGCAGGUGGAGUGAGGUUGAAGAUUCCUGUGACAGCGACGCCGUGGAGAGAAUGUACUGCGCCCCAGAGGUUGGAGCAAUCACCGAGGAAACCGAAGCCUGCGACUGGUGGAGUUUGGGUGCCGUCCUCUUUGAACUUCUCACUGGCAAGACUCUGGUCGAGUGCCAUCCGGCGGGAAUAACCACUCACACUACUUUGAACAUGCCAGAAAGCGUCUCUGAAGAGGCUCGCUCGCUCAUUCAACAGCUCUUGCAGUUCAACCCCGUGGAGCGUCUUGGUGCUGGAGUCGCUGGGGUGGAAGAUAUCAAAUCUCAUCCAUUUUUUACCCCCGUGGACUGGGCCCAGCUGAUGAGAUGAACAUAACGCAGGGUUGGCUGCGGACACUCUGGUCUUCUCCGGGACAGGCGUCCCCAGCGCAGAGGCACCUCUGCCUCCUGGUCACCUGUGCAGCCCCAGAGCAUUGGGGUGAGACCAUUAGAGGAAAUGGGCGAUCAAGAGGCUGAAAGAGAACAAUUCCUUUGCAGUUACUGUCUGGACAAGAUGCUGGCCGCGUGUGCCGGGAGCUGUCCUGAACAGACCUUUAACCAAGGUGUGAUCUCUACUUUAUCCACAUUCAGUGCGGCGCAGGAGUCGGAAACCCAGCUGGAAGGAACGCCCGUCGAGAACCUCCUCCGAUACAGAACUCCGUGUGCAAUGAAGUGUUGCUCGAAAGGAGGACCUUUACAUGGCAGCUAACCGUGCUUUUUGCUAACCAAGAUAGUUUUACAUGAUCAAAUUAAUAUUUGUUGAAUAAUAUAUGAGAAGUGCUUCAUAAAUAAUGUCAUCUGUGGAGCUUAAAAAAGUGAAGAAAAAAGGAAUAUACUCAUCAUGUCUGAUAGGAAACACGUUUCACAAUGCUGUGUAAUUAAUGUAUGUCCAAUGUGGUCCCAAAUUGUUCCAUACACUCCGAAGUCCACGUGCGAAGGAAACACUGUAUCGUGUCAACUUUACACUUGGCUGGUUGGUACCGCUCAUGGAAACGUUCAUGUAAACACUUGCUGUGUCUCUCUCUCCAGCUCUUCUUCCUGCAGCCCUGGCCCGUUCUCUCAUGCUCUGUUCUUCCACUAAUACACAUGCGGCAAAGAAGGGGAGGGGGUAUGCACACCCCCAGAUUGUAUCAGCUUAAUAAGGACUAAGAAAUCAUGAAGUAAAAUAAACGUGGUAAGAAUUUAAA